AUGUCUGUCACUGUUUCUAAAACGUCUAAAAAUGCUCCAUUACUUCUUCACAAUGGUUUUUCAUAUAUUGUCGAUCGAAAGAAUGAAGAAAAGAUUUAUUGGAAAUGUGAAUUUCAAAAAAAAUGUUCAUGUCAUGCACGUCUUCAUACAGAUUUAUAUAAUGUUAUCAUUAAAGUAGUUGGUGGACACGAAAAUCAUUCUGGCAAUCCACGUUCAGAACCAGUAAGAGGUAAACUGAUAAAGGAAGAAAAUAAUUUACAUUCAGAUAUAGUGAAUGCAAAAUCUGGCAGUGAACCAACGAUCCAGAAACAAUAUGAAUCACUAAAUAAGCGUUUACAUAGUUUGGUGAAGAACCCUCAUCCAACACUUUAUGAUCAGUUACAAGCUACCGGACGUUUACUGUCGUUAUAA
Molecule: messenger RNA, 411 nt
Organism: Didymodactylos carnosus
Lineage: Eukaryota; Metazoa; Rotifera; Eurotatoria; Philodinida; Philodinidae
Source: the annotation of a GenBank genome assembly